Molecule: messenger RNA, 2286 nt
Organism: Sitophilus oryzae (rice weevil)
Lineage: Eukaryota; Metazoa; Arthropoda; Insecta; Coleoptera; Curculionidae
Exons: 1
Coding region: 1-2286 (761 amino acids)
Source: RefSeq, a predicted model, not a curated record
AUGAAGAGGGUAUUCUCAUCUACUCAGGCAAAUCGCCUUUACACCAGGAUGGAGAAAAAUUUUCUUCGUGAGAGGAUUCAUACAUCUAGACGAGACUUAGCAAAGGUAGACAGGGAAUUGAUCGACCUAUUUUAUAUCCUUACCGCCAACAUGCAACCUGUAGACUGGGACAAGAUUGACGGAAUAACAUACCAAAAUAUGCAAAAUGAAUUGGAAAGAACAUCAGCUCGCCAGAAGAUCAAAUAUGAAAAACUGCAACCAAAAACCAAGCCGGAAUAUAGGAUAUCUCUUGAACCUGCUCGAACCGUGGUGAAUCUCACAGAUAAGACCCUUACGACAUCAGAAGUAACAUUAUUAGCGAAGGGAGGAAACUUUGCCAUAACACCGAAAGUGGUUCCAGUGGAAGACAUUAUUGCCGGAACAGAAGCUGCCAUACGUAACCUUCCUAACAGUAUCGCAGACGAAAUCCGAUUUGAAACGGUCAACAUAUUGAGAACUGCUAAGGCUCCAAAAAGUAAUCUGUCUAGGGAAGAACAUCAGGCUCUAAAAUCGCUGAAUGCUGACAAGGACAUUCUGGUCUUACCGGCAGACAAGGGGAAUGCUACGGUAGUAAUGAAGUCUGAGGAUUAUAGGUCCAAAAUCGAGGAUCUACUGGAGCCCCAGACUUAUAAGUUACUGAAGAAGGAUCCUACUGCCUUAAUUGUCAGAAACACCAACAGACUCAUCAAGGCCUCCUCACUCCCGGAACAUCUGAAAUCAAAAUUAAUUAACUCGGAAGCUCAACCACCACGCCUUUAUGGACUACCAAAAAUUCAUAAAGCUAGUGUCCCACUUAGACCGAUAGUGAGUGCUCCAGGAUCGCCUACUUACAACUUAGCUAAAUACUUGACUACGAUCCUACAACCGAAAGUCGGCAACACAAACUCUUAUGUGAAGGACUCAACGCAUUUCGUCCAAAAGCUAAAAGAUAUAAAACUGGAACCAUCUGACAUCAUGGUAAGCUUCGAUGUGGUAUCUCUAUUCACGAGAGUACCCCUAGGCGAGUCAAUGGAUCUAAUCAAGGAAUCAUUCCCACCUGACAUCGCGGAGCUCUUCCGAGUGUGUCUGACUGGUAGCUAUUUCUUAUGGAACGGCAAUUACUACGAACAAACAGAAGGUGUCGCAAUGGGUAGCCCAAUCAGCCCAAUAAUUGCUAAUUUCUUUAUGGAGAGAUUUGAAGAAAAAGCGCUAGAGUCAUCCGUUCUGAAGCCCGCUGUAUGGUUUCGUUAUGUGGACGAUACAUUUGUGGUUUGGAAACAUGGACGUGACAGCCUAGAUGACUUCCUUCAUCACCUUAAUUCGCAGAGCCCGAGCAUAAAAUUUACCAUGGAAACCGAAGUAAACAACCAACUGGCCUUCCUCGAUGUGCUUGUCAAGAGAAAUGGCGACCUUUUGGAUCACACCGUGUAUCGAAAACCCACUCAUACAGACCGGUACUUACACAAACUAUCAAAUCACCAUCCAAGCCAAAAACAGGGGAUUAUCGGAACAUUAGCAAAUAGGGCAAGACGUAUCUGUGCUAAUGAACACAUCCAAGAGGAACUAAGUCAUUUAAAUAAAGCCUUUCUUGCCAAUGGCUAUAAUGACAGAGAAAUAAAGGCGGCGCUGGCACCUAGGCAGAGGAGACCUGACGCCAAUGAACAGGAAAACAUCAUUAAUAAGGCCUUCCUUCCAUAUGUUUCCCAGGUCACCGAUAGGAUUGGUAAAGUUCUCAAGAAGCAUAACAUCAAAACCAUAUACAAACCUACCCGAAAAAUAAGGGACUGCUUAAGACCAGCAAAAGACAAAAGAGAACCAUUAUCCUCUGCAGGGAUCUACCGUAUACCUUGUUCCUGCGGUAGCGUAUAUAUUGGAACUACCAAACGCUCAGUAGGAACGAGACUUACGGAACACAAGAGAAACUGCAGAUUAGGGCAAACAGAGAAGUCAGCCGUAGCAGAACAUGCUCUAAGAGAUGGUGAUCACAAAAUCCAAUUCGAAGACACCCAAGUCAUUGCCACAACAUCUGGAUAUCAUCCUCGUCUGGUCAGGGAAGCUGUUGAAAUUCACAAACAUCCAAAUAAUUUCAACAGGAAGGAAGAAACUUUCUACCUUAACAGAAUUUGGCAUCCAGCUAUAUCUAGGACCAAAGUAGCAGCACAGAGAAGUAGACCAGUUCCGGAAGAACUACCACCCGAACAAGCCACGCCCCCUCCGCCGACGCAUAAAUACGCGCUACGCCGACGCGGAGGCAUCAGUCUAGUGUGA